AUGCCUUCCGAUGUCAAUCGCAAUGUUGUAUAUCCGACUAUAUUUUGUAAUUCCAACAUAGAGGAAGAAGUAAAUAAUAACACAAUUGAAAUUGUAGAACUGAAUUCCGAUGCAUCCGAAAAUGAACAGAAAAACACCAAUAAUCAUUCCUGGUGCAACACAAACGGCAAAUUCCAAGAACAACAGGACGAUUAUAAAGUAAAUCGAGCUGCUAGAGAUAAGAGACGUCAUAAUAAUGAAAAAGAUUUCGUCAUAAUAAGCGAAAACUUCAACGAUGAUAAAUACAAUGACCAUGACGUUUUGAAUCAGUUUUGUACAGAUUUCUACGGUUUUGAUUGCUAUGACAGAGGUGAGAGAAUAUCAACAGUAAAUAAUCCUCGAUCAGAAUUAAUCACAUUCAUAAAUAAUUAUAAAACCUCUGACACGUCCUCGGAUACAAACCUAUAUGAUGACAACGAAGUAAUUCAGUGUGACAGAACCAUUGAAAAUGAUUAUUGGAUCAGUGAUCAUGAUUCAGAUACUAGAAAUAUUACGUAUGAUGUUGAUUGCAAUGGCGAAAAGCCAACUUUCUGGAUAUAUGCUUUAAAAAACAAACGUUAUAUGUCCGAACACGAUUUCGAAUUAUCAAAUAUUUCUAGCAAGGAAUCAACCAGUACUACUGACGACGAACAAUCAAGUAAUAAUAUUCCAAACAUCCAGAGAAUUGCAACACCCAUUCCUGCUUAUAUCCCAAAAAUGAAUUUUCCUUUAUCUCCUACGUUACCAACAGUAACGGAAGUAACAGAACCAAAUAAACAAGCCUCGAAUAACUCUGAUAUUAGUACAACAAACACAGAAGACACGACGCAUCUGCAAAAACCUUUAAAUGGUUGGUUUAAAAACGAUACACCUAAUGAUAAACCGAAUUCAGACAACAUUGAGCCUUAUGAAAAUAACUGGCAGCCGUUGUCACCAAGAGAACGAAGAAGAUUGAGACUAAAUAAGCAAAAUGAACUCAAUACGCAGAAAGAAACAAAAACACUUUUUUACUGUGAGCCUGAAAUUAUUAUCGGCAAUAAAGAACUUACACCUACAUUAAAUAUUGAGAGUUUCGAAAAAGAAAUAGAUGAAAAUAAUGAAGACGAUCAAGUCAAAAAUGAACAUCUAGUUUCUUCAGAGAACAAAAAUGAUAGUGAACCGGAUGAACCACUAAACAAUCUACAAAAACCGCAAAUAAAAAUAGGUACUAAAAUGAAGACACGUACAAAAGAUAUCACUGAUCCAAUAAAAAAACUGGAUGGCAACUGGAUUGGUCAAUCUUUGCCACAUUGUGAGAAACUAUUAGAAGUAUACGAUUAUAAUUUUAUGGAUACAGAAGACAAUGACGCACAGUUAGCUUCUCAAAGCACUGGAGGCGCUAUGGAAGAAGGUGCUAGUGAGCUAUUGUUCAUACGAAACAUGUCCCUCUUAAAACCAGCUGAAUGGACACAAUAUUUGCCAUUAACUGACAGCGUGCCUUCUUUACAUCUGUCUUUAUCCAUAGACACAGAUUUUAAUCAUGACAAAAAAUCAUGGCUCAAAAGUUUCUUAAGAUUCAUUAAUUGCUGUAAAUAAUUGUAUAGGUAUAUUAUUUAUUUAGGAUCAGAUAGAAUUAAAAAACGUUA
Pararge aegeria (speckled wood butterfly) is the source of this 1643-nucleotide messenger RNA. Its product is annotated as NAD-dependent protein deacetylase Sir2B-like. The transcript has 2 exons. The coding region runs from base 1 to 1593 and encodes 530 amino acids. The record is from RefSeq and is a predicted model, not a curated record. NCBI's taxonomy places the organism in Eukaryota, Metazoa, Arthropoda, Insecta, Lepidoptera, Nymphalidae.